Messenger RNA from Danaus plexippus (monarch butterfly), 1615 nucleotides. Its product is annotated as hexosaminidase D-like. The coding region runs from base 11 to 1615 and encodes 534 amino acids. NCBI's taxonomy places the organism in Eukaryota, Metazoa, Arthropoda, Insecta, Lepidoptera, Nymphalidae. Gene Ontology annotation, molecular function: hexosaminidase activity. The transcript has 4 exons. The record is from RefSeq and is a predicted model, not a curated record.
UACACUUAAAAUGCGAUUGCUUCAAAAUAAAAUACGUUCUGUUAAAUUAAAGUGUUUUUUGAUCACUUUAAUUAUUUUAUUCUUUUACUUUUUCUUUCGAUAUAAGAUGGAAGUUGCAGUAACAGAAAGUAAUAAACAUCCUACGCUUAAACUGAAAAAUGUGAUUUUACAUUUAGAUUUUAAAGGUUCUCCGCCUAAAUUAAGUUAUUUAAAGACUCUGCUUCCUAAACUACAGAGCUUGGGUGUCACCGGACUGCUAAUGGAAUACGAAGACAUGUUUCCUUAUGAAGGAAAAUUGGUUAAUUUAAGUGCUGAAAAUCAUUAUGAAAUUAUUGAGCUUCAGGAGUUCGUCACUAUUGUUGUCCGGCUUGGCCUGGAUCUCAUACCCCUCGUACAAACAUUUGGUCACUUGGAACAUGCUCUAAAGCUACGGGAAUUUCAACAUUUAAGGGAAAACCCACUAUAUCCCGAUUCAAUUUGCCCGAGCCAAUCAGAGAGUUAUGAUCUCAUAAAGGCUAUGCUCGAUCAGAUCAUCAACUUCCAUGAAAACAUAUUUCCACUUAAAUAUUUGCACAUUGGUUCCGACGAAGUCUAUCAUAUUAAGGAAUGCAAAAAAUGUUUGAGAAGUAAACUUACGGACAUGGACAUUUACCUAAGUCAUGUUGAAGCAAUAUCACAUUAUAUAAAAAUUAGAAGUCCUUCGACGACAGUACUGCUCUGGGAUGAUAUGUUGAGGAAAAUUCCUAUGAAAAAGUGGAGAUAUGUAACAUUAGGAAAAACUAAUAUAGAACCAGUGUACUGGGACUAUAAACCCUCGAUCAAAGUUUCGCACACGAGUUUGAUACAAUACCACAAAAAGUUUAAGAACAUAUGGAUUGCUUCAGCAUUCAAAGGAGCUGAUGGUAGAAUUUCAACAUUUCCAGACUUAAGGAAAAGAUUAUUGAAUAAUUUUAGUUGGUUAAAACUGAUAUUUGACUACAAAUUUGGAGGCGAAAGUGAAAUUUACGAAUUUAACGGAAUUAUACUUACUGGAUGGUCCAGAUAUUCUCAUAUGGAUCCGCCGUGCGAAUUAUUACCAGUUGCUACACCAAGCCUUUAUUUGAAUUUAUUAAUGAUAAAAACUUUUAAAUACUCAGACUCUAAACCAAAGGAUAUCUCAAUAGCCCUCAAUUAUAUUAACAAAGACUUUUCAACCAAUUUACAUUGCCAAUAUGAAAUUAAUAUAGAUAACUUUAAUUCAAUUCAUUGUCACUUCGAAGGAAACGAACUAUUUAAGCUCUUAAUGGAUUGUGAGAAGAUUAUCAAUGAUAUAACAAAAACAAUCGCAGAUGUUGAAACAGAUUUAUCAACACUGGAAUUGUACUCAAAAAAAUAUUACAACAAUAUAAAUAUGUGGAAAAAAAAUUUUAAGUGGUGCAUAGAUUCGAUUAACAGUCUUAAUGAUAUCAGAGAAAAGUUGAUUGGUAAUUUAUCGCAUUACUAUGGUUCAUCUUUUGUUACAGAAUAUGUUGAUUAUAAGUUAUUUAACACAGAGAAAAUUAUAAAAAAUAUUAUGAAGAUUUUAAACAAUAUGUUUAAAGUGAAGAAUUGGAAGAGAAGACUAGAACUAGACUAG